CUCUUAGUCGUCAGUCCACUUGCAUCUCUCGUCCAAGAUUCAGACCCAGGAAUUCUACGAAGAUAAAAAUCAAAUAACAAGUGCUGUUAAAAAAUGGCCUUCGCUCACUCCAAAUCUAUUUCGCUCCUAUUGAUCGUUGCGAGUAGCUGUCUGGUGAUGAUUUCAGCCGAAGAGGAAGUACCAUCAGUAGAAGAGGCUGCGACUGGCAACCGCCAAUCUAAGCAGAUUUACCUUGUGCCUCAGCUAUCACCUGAUAGCACCUAUCCAGAAAGUUAUCUCGAGGGCAGCCCAUACGAGCUUCCAUUAAUGAGGCCCAAGCAGUCACCUCUUUUAAGGAGAUUCCCGGUCCGGAAGCAACAACUAGCAGCAUCGAACUGGCCAUACACUUAUCCACUCUUGUCAUCUCCGGAACUUAAAAACGAUCGCGAAGAGGAAGAAGAGGAAACCCUUGCCGCUUUGAGGCUUUUCGAGGGAGGUGAUAACUUGGGUAGUCUGAAAUUGUGGAAAAAGAAUUUGAAUAGAGAAGCUACAAUUAUCAUCAAUCCAGUAGCAACAGAGUGUCUGAAUGUUAAUACGGCUACCGAAGGUCUUGGUCCCUGCAAACGAGCAUCGCAAGCCAAUCAGGGAAGGAUCGAUAUCACAAUGCCAGCCGCAGCGCAAUCAGCAGUCAUUGCGAUCACGGCCGGUUCGCCAGUGAAUACUAGAAUCCGACUGAUCUGCACUAGGAUCACCACUGCUGCAAUCUUUACGCAAAGUGGCAGAAUCAAUUUGGUAACGGAUACACCCAGAACUGAAAUCGGAUUCAUGCAACUCGUUGUCACUAGCACAGCCGCUGACGCAAGAGUGACUUGUCACUGGAACAGUUUCCAUCAUUUCACAUCUACAUUCCCUUAAAAGCUAUGUAUUCUAUGGGUUCCGUUCAAUGCCAAGAAUCACCAUUAAUGUGUCAGUGUAUCUACUAGACUGUACAUUUCUUGUUGUGGCGAUUUGUAGUAUUUAUUUCAUUCCCACAGAAAGGGUUGAUUUUAGUUAUUCUUAUCCAAAUAAAAAAUACCU
Molecule: messenger RNA, 1056 nt
Organism: Daphnia pulicaria
Lineage: Eukaryota; Metazoa; Arthropoda; Branchiopoda; Diplostraca; Daphniidae
Exons: 5
Coding region: 94-894 (266 amino acids)
Source: RefSeq, a predicted model, not a curated record